Notechis scutatus (mainland tiger snake) is the source of this 1953-nucleotide messenger RNA. RefSeq lists its product as uncharacterized. The record is from RefSeq and is a predicted model, not a curated record. Lineage: Eukaryota; Metazoa; Chordata; Lepidosauria; Squamata; Elapidae.
GGGGAUAACAAAAUCUGAAUUCUAACAGAGCUGGAGCGGAUCCAUUUGGCAAAGACUGCUCUUUAGUGGCAAUUCCUAGAUCAUCAAGCCCAGCAUGACCUACAGGAUUUGAGGGACAGAAAUCCCUCCGACCAUUGGAUGGAGAAAGAUAAUUUUUCCCUCAGAGGCACUUUAAGACCUGAGCAGAUGCCAUUAGGUGAUGAGGUGAUAGUAGAUGAUGAUGGACUAGUAGAUGCAAAGCCUAUCUCCAACAGUACCAGCAAGAGGAAAAGAAAAAGUUCUCUUUCUGGGAUGGACAUCAGUGAGAACAGCCUCAGACGUCCAGGGGAGCAAGUUGAGAUGGUCGGCUGCGAAGAAGGGCCACGCAAUCGGUCUCCCGAAAGGAUGCAAGACAAAGACGAAAUAGCCUGCGAGCUCUUGGGGGCCACCACUAUUCCCUCUAGACUUCUUCCGGGGCCCGUCUUGAGUUCUAAGAAGCGCAAGCUGAUUUUGCACAUCGAUUUGAACAACACCAUCCUGGUCUCUGAUGCAAUUACCAAACAGGACCCCGGUGCUGCUUUAAACUAUUACCUGAGUACAGUGACCUGGGGAAAACUUGGCCACACAGGGGAGUGGCAGUGGGUCAGUGAGUUUCCUUCUUUGCAUCCUCCCUGCCAAGGUGCUGUGAGUUUUUAUUCUCAAUAUGGCCGCAACACCAAAUUCAUAGAGACGUCCUACGGGAGGAAGUUCCGGGACCUUCACAGGCACCACUUGAAGCUGCUAGAGUGGCAGGGUCAGCCUCACCCUCAGCUCUCCGUCAAAGAUGAACAGGCCAGGCAUUACAACUUGGUGCUGCCUUCCUUCUUCUGCCUCCUGGAAAGCUUGCAUCGAGAAGGGAGGGAGUUUGCGGUCAUCUUUCGUACCUUUGGCACAGACCUGCCUCGUGUCCUGCAGGCGGUGAGCUGCGCCCUGGAGGGGCAGCACCCUGGCUUCCCUGCCCUGGGAGAAAUCUCGUUGCCCGUCGAUCUCAGACUUGGAAAGAUACGUUGCAGCAAGAAGAAAGUGGUGCUGAGCCAUGGAGCCGAGCAGCUCUCCAGCGACAACGGAUGCCGGAAAAUGUAUGCCUAUUUCAGCUCCAGGGAAGGCAUCAGUGGUUUCCAGGACCACUUUGAAUGGUGGGCUAAGAAUAAUUAUUCCAGCCAAGGUGGAAAGCCCAUUUGGGUCGAUCCUCAGGACUCCAGAGUCCAGCAUAUCUGUAUAGAUGACAACAUCCGACUGACCGAUUAUGACACCAUUGUGCAUCCUCAGGUAUUCUUAGGGCAAGGAAGUGACUCUCCCCGGACAAUUCCUACUUCGGAGCUCUAUGACAUCUGCCUAGUCCAAACAGACCUUCUGGAGGCCAUUGCUGAUGUGAACUAUUUCUGCCACUGCAUAAAACGCUGUGAAGAGAAUUAUGAGAGCUACUUGUCCAGAGUUGAGGCCUGCAUCUAAUGGGGCUGGCUGAGCGGUUGCCAAGGCCCUUUGCGGUACUGCAGGGAGAGCAAAGAACCCGUAUUCCCCUCUUGGCUGCUGCUUGUCUACCUCCCAAUGAAGUCAGUAUUCUUCUUUUAAUUUCCUGGCGAGGGCUCCAGGCCGGAAGCUCCUUGAAACGAGAGCUGGGCCUUCAAGCAAGGAAACAUGCUGCCUGUUUUCUCUGUUUGUGUCUGAAUCAGAGCAUCUAAAUAGAGGCAGCUGUGUUUUAUUUAUAAUAUUUAUUCAGCACUUAGUGGGUAGGAUUUUCUUGCCCUACGGAUGAGUGAACUCCAAGAAGCAGGUAAACCAACUCACAAAAUGCACCCAAAACUGUUCUAUAACCCAGCCUUUCUCUGCAAAUGUUAAAAUCACCUCCAACGGGUUUUUCUGGUAGCUUGGCUAUGAUGACCACUGGCUCUGAAACAUAAUGCCUGUGCUAAGCAAGCUCUGAAGAAGACACAU